UCUAAGUCAUGGAUCCAGAUGAGAGCCAUGGCACUUUGCCAAAUGGAUUCAACACAGGAAGCCCCGAAAGCCCUUGCUUAAAGACAAGCACCAACACCACCCCCACCACACACAACAACAACAACAAAGAAAUGGACCGUUUUCUCCCUAUAGCCAACGUUGGAAGAAUCAUGAAAAAAGUGAUUCCCCCAAACGGGAAAAUCUCCAAGGACGCAAAGGAAACAGUUCAAGAAUGUGUGUCCGAGUUCAUUAGCUUUGUCACCGGGGAAGCCUCCGACAAAUGCCAAAGAGAAAAGAGAAAAACCAUCAAUGGUGAAGAUGUCAUAUGGGCCAUCACUACCUUAGGGUUUGAGGAUUACGUGGAACCCUUAAAAUCUUAUCUUCAGAAAUAUAAAGAGAUUGAAGGAGAAAAACUUAAUAUUCCAAAGCAACUACGUUCUGAACAAAGGCUACAACACCACCCCCAUAAUAGUAAUCAAGACGAAAAUAAUCAAACAUUCAAUGGUGCAUAUGCAUCAACAAAUCUCAUUUCUCAACCUCCCUAUGUCGCCUCUGAUCAGAAGUUUUCAUCACUACCCUUCUCUCCAAACUCGAUUCAGAGUCAGCUACGGCAGCAAGAUCAGAUUGAUUCAGUGGGCCACUGGUACGAAUAAGACCAAGCUUUCUGUGGUUGGUUUCAUCUUUUUUAUAAAUUGUAAUUUUAUACACAUAAUUCUGCGUAUAUGAAUAUAAUGUAACGUUUAGAGAUUCAUUUUUUUUUUUAUAAUAAAAUGAGCUUAGAAUUUUCGCGA
Messenger RNA from Cajanus cajan (pigeon pea), 791 nucleotides. It is a transcript of the gene NF-YB7, whose product is annotated as nuclear factor Y, subunit B7. Gene Ontology annotation, molecular function: RNA polymerase II cis-regulatory region sequence-specific DNA binding; protein heterodimerization activity; DNA-binding transcription activator activity, RNA polymerase II-specific. Gene Ontology annotation, cellular component: CCAAT-binding factor complex; nucleus. The record is from RefSeq and is a predicted model, not a curated record. NCBI's taxonomy places the organism in Eukaryota, Viridiplantae, Streptophyta, Magnoliopsida, Fabales, Fabaceae. Gene Ontology annotation, biological process: regulation of transcription by RNA polymerase II.